AUGCUGAUAUUAUGUAUUAUAGCAUCUGUGAUUGAUAUAGUAAUGAGUGAUAUAAUACCUGAUGUGAUAGUGAUAAUGGUAACGGUGAUGCUUGCAAUAGCUACAAAGGUAUAUAUUAUUGACAAUAGCAUAUGCAGUGGAAGAGAAAAGAAUGUAUUGAAAGAUGUAUUGAUGAUAGGAGGAGUGUUUGUAAUGACAAGAUUGAAAGUGAUUAUACCAUUUCUGAAUAAAACAGAGAGAUCUAGCGAUGUAAUGAAAUGUAUUGAUAAGAUGAAAGUAUGUGAAGUAGAAGUGAAGAAUGUGUUGUAUGUAAUGCUAGUGAUAAUGGCGGUGUGUAUAUUAGUAUAUACUAUAAUAUGGAUGAAUAUGUUGAUUAAGAAGAUUAAAUAUGAUAAGAUGAAUCGCAUGAUAAAUAAGAAAUGCAAAAUGAAGAAUGUGAAUGUGAUGGUUAAAGUAUAA
This is a messenger RNA of Ordospora colligata OC4, 459 nucleotides long. RefSeq lists its product as uncharacterized. The record is from RefSeq and is a predicted model, not a curated record. The transcript has a single exon. The coding region runs from base 1 to 459 and encodes 152 amino acids. NCBI's taxonomy places the organism in Eukaryota, Fungi, Microsporidia, Ordosporidae.